AUGGUGAGUGUAUUGUUCGUGUGUCUUGGCAACAUUUGCCGAAGCCCAGCAGGUGAAGCGGUGUUCAAGGAUAUUGUAGCCAAGAAGACGGGGACAAAGGCGGCCUCAUUUUUCAUUGAUUCAUGUGGUACUGGAGGUGGCAGUGCCAAUUGGUACAGCGUCAAUGGUUGGUCGUAUCAUGAAGGCGACAGGGCAGACUCGCGCAUGACCAAGGAGGCCACCAAACGUGGCUACAAUAUGACGUCACGCUCGCGGCCGCUCAAGCAGCAGGACAUUGAUACAUUUGAUUAUAUCAUAUGUAUGGAUGAGAAAAACAAGGAUGCAGUGCUGGAGGCCGCAGAUGCCUGGGGUGGUGUCUCAUGUCGCAGUCUCGCGACUCGUAAGAUCUCCAUGAUGACCGACUAUUGCUCGACGUUUGAGAACGAGACACGCGUCCCAGAUCCGUGGUAUGAAGGCGGCUUUGAUCAUGUGCUGGAUCUGCUAGAAGAUGCUUGUAAUGGACUUUAUAACCACAUUGUGGCGAGCAAGAUGGUCUAA
Molecule: messenger RNA, 537 nt
Organism: Peronospora farinosa
Lineage: Eukaryota; Oomycota; Peronosporomycetes; Peronosporales; Peronosporaceae
Source: the annotation of a GenBank genome assembly